AUGCGAGAAUUCUAUGAUUGUGUUCAAGAGGCAGAAUUGAUCGAUGUUAAGAGUCAUGGGUUACGUUAUACUUGGAAUCAAAAACCAAAGAAUGGGGUAGGAAUGCUAAAGAAGAUUGACCGUAUUAUGGGUAACAUCAAACCCUUAGAUGUUUUCUCGGAUGCUUAUGCUAUGUUUCUGCCUUUCCGUGUUUCAGAUCAUGCUCCUGCUAUCUUGAAAUUAUUUUCUAUGUCUACGGACCGGCCUAAACCUUUUAAAUUCCCAAACUUUAUUGUGACAAAGCCUGAGUUCCGUCAAGCUGUGAUGUCCGAAUGGACUAAAACCGUGGAGGGUGCUACCAUGUUUUCUGUGGUUAAGAAAAUGAAGGGCCUGAAAUCACAUUUUAGGAGGAUAUUGCAUAAUCAAGGUAAUCUCCAUAAAAGAGUUACUGACUUACGGAAUGAGCUGGACCAGAUUCAAAAACAGGUGGAAGCUCAUCCUUUUGAUGCUGCUAUUCAGUCAUCUGAGACUAUCUGUUUGCGAGACUUCAAGUCAGCGGUUUAUGAUGAGGAGUGUUUCUUGAAACAAAAAUCUAAAUAUGAGGGAGUUGAUGUCGCGGCUGCUUUACUAAACCAUUAUUCAGCUUUCAUGGGCACCGAAGAUAAAGUGGCUAGGUUGGAUGAUGCAGAUUUAUUUGUUAAUGUUUUGCAGCAGAAUGUGGCGGAGACUAUGGUGAGACAGGUUACCGAUGAUGAAGUUAAACAGGCUAUGUUCAGUAUAAGUGAGAAUAAGGCUCCAGGUCUGGACGGAUACACUUCAGCGUUUUUUAAAAAUGCCUGGGAUGUUGUGGGCGGUGAAGUUACAAAGGCGGAGUGUGAUUUCUUUAAUAACGGGCAAAUUCUUAAGCAGAUUAACCAUACGAUUUUAGCGUUGGUGCCAAAGAUGGAUACUCCAAAUACAGUUCUUGACUACAGGCCAAUAUCAUGUUCUAAUGUGAUAUAUAAGUGUAUCAGCAAAAUAAUCACAAAUCGUGUGAAGGGGUGUUUGGGGACUCUAGUGAACAUUAACCAGUCGGCGUUUGUUCCUGGUAGAAAGAUAUCUGAUAAUAUUCUUAUUACGCAGGAGCUUAUGCAUAAUUAUCAUGUGGAUCGUGGUCCUCCGAGGUGUGCUUUGAAGAUUGACAUCCAAAAAGCUUAUGAUACUGUAAGCUAG
Molecule: messenger RNA, 1191 nt
Organism: Helianthus annuus (common sunflower)
Lineage: Eukaryota; Viridiplantae; Streptophyta; Magnoliopsida; Asterales; Asteraceae
Exons: 2
Coding region: 1-1191 (396 amino acids)
Source: RefSeq, a predicted model, not a curated record